AUGGCGCCAUACAAAGUCCAAUUGGUUCAGGAGUUGAAGCCAACUGACCAUUCAAUGUGUUUUCGCUUCACUAAGCGGGCCUGUGAUCAACUUAGAGAAGAUGCCGAUUUUGCCAAAAACACAUCUUUUCAGAUGAUGCUCAUUUUGAUCGUGGCGGGUAUGAAAACAAGCAGUAGAUAUUGCUGGUGUCCAAUUAUAGACAAGUCCAUAACCGAACUAGCGGCAAAAUGCAUACAAUGUCAGGAAACAAGCAGUAGCCCAAGGAAGGAGUAUUCGUUCUGGCCGUCACCUGAUCAUCCAUGGCAGCGUAUACACCUCGAUUUUGCGGGUCCAUUUCUUGGUGACAUAUGGUUGGUCUGUAUAGAUGCAUUUUCUAAGUUCCCGUUCGUUGUUAAAAUAUCCACAACAAUGCCAUCUGCCACAAUUUCAGUUCUGAAAGGAAUUUUUGCGCUAAAGAGACUACCUGAUACAAUUUUUUCGGACAAUGGUCGACAAUUUGUGUCCCACGAGUUUGAGCGAUUCUGUUCUUCAAAUGGCAUUCAAGAUUUGACGUCAGCACCUUUUGAUCCUGCCUCUAAUGGAGAGGCUGAACGUUUUGUAAGGACUUUUAAAACGUCAUUAAAGAAGAUUAUGGAAGGAGGAGAAGACUUGAAUAAUGCGUCACUUCACCAUCUAAGCACUUUUCGAUCGACACCGAAUCCUAUAACCGGGAAAUCACCUGCAGAAAUAUUACAUGGACGUUAG
Molecule: messenger RNA, 744 nt
Organism: Eupeodes corollae
Lineage: Eukaryota; Metazoa; Arthropoda; Insecta; Diptera; Syrphidae
Exons: 1
Coding region: 1-744 (247 amino acids)
Biological process (GO): DNA integration
Molecular function (GO): nucleic acid binding
Source: RefSeq, a predicted model, not a curated record